Telopea speciosissima is the source of this 2202-nucleotide messenger RNA. RefSeq names its product WD repeat-containing protein 43-like. Gene Ontology annotation, molecular function: protein binding. The transcript has 12 exons. The coding region runs from base 68 to 1936 and encodes 622 amino acids. The record is from RefSeq and is a predicted model, not a curated record. NCBI's taxonomy places the organism in Eukaryota, Viridiplantae, Streptophyta, Magnoliopsida, Proteales, Proteaceae.
AGAUACAGACUACUAGUUGAAGUCUAGAACACACACUGAAACGCCUCACCUCUUCUGUAUUGCAGCCAUGGGAGGAGAGAAUCUGAAAUCUCUCGUCACUUCUUUCACUCCAGAGGGUGAUUUCCUCGCCAUUUUAUCUCCAACUGGAAACGUUAAGAUCUGGAAUACAGGUAAUGGAGAUCUUUUUGCAGAGUGGAAGGAGCUAAAUGGGGACUCUGAUAUUACUUAUUCUUGUUUGGCAUGCAGUUUCAUUGGGAACAAGCGUAGCAAAAAACAUGGCACAUUCUUACUUGCUCUUGGCACAAAUGCUGGUGACAUUUUGGCUAUUAAUGGUUUCACUGGUGAGAGGAAGUGGACAAAUACUGGAUGCCACCCUGGUGGAACUGCAGGUCUCUCUUUUGCAAAUAAAGGCUACAGCCUUUACACUGUUGGCUCUGAUGGGCUGGCAUCUGAGCUGGACUCUAAAACUGGAGAAGUUAUUCAAAAGUUCAAGGUUUCAAAGAAGCCCGUCUCCUCAUUUGCCCUUUCUAAUGAUGAGAAAACUUGUGCUGUUGCCCACACUAAGAUUCGGGUUUUCAGCCUGGAAAGCAAAAAAGAAAUUCAGAGCUGCUUUGCUGAUCUGAGCCCAGUACGGUAUAUUGCUAUCUCUGAUGGUGCCAAGGCGAUUGUUACGUCCAGGUUCAGUGAGAAGCAGCUUCAAGUGUGGGAAUGUGAUUCCAGCAGCAAAACUAUAACAGCUGGACCUAUCCUUUCCAUGAGAUAUCCUCCAUUAGUUUUAGAUUGCCAGAACUCUUGCAAUAACAGAGAUGGUUUGGUCAUCCUCUCAGUUUCAGAGUCGGGUACUGGGUAUGUAUGGGACUUGAAAACCCUUUCACAAGAGGAGGCAAACCCUACUAAGAUAAUAGUCAAAUCUGUUAAAGCAGAAGCAAACCAGCAGGAGAGUGGAAGUGCCAAGAAGGGUCGCAUUCCUAUUAUUGCUGCCAGAUUGCACGAUUUAGGAAAGGAUGGGCUAGUUUCUGUCCUUAUCGCUUAUGGGUCAGCAGAUCAUCCACAGUUUAAUUUCCUUGAUAUUACUAAUAUAGGGGAGGACAUUGUUAUAACUACUAAAGAAGAAAACUCUGUGAUUGAUCUCCAAAAUCUGUCAGGAGCAACAGAUCCACCAAUCCAGAAGAAAACAGUGAGUAAGAAACGAGCAGCAUCUGAUCCUGAUCUUGCAACAGAGAACAUCACUGAUAUUGGUCAUGCAGAGGCUAUUGAUGAGCUCCAUGUUGAGGAUGAUUUGAAUGAACCAACAAUGGGUGAGAAGCUAGCAAGACUAAACGUAUUUGAUGAUGAUAAAGCCAACACUCUGGAAAACCAUGGGUCUCCUACUGAGGCAAAACUUCCCAGUGCUGAUUCAGUUUAUGUUUUGCUUAAGCAAGCGCUACAUGCUGAUGAUCGGGCACUACUGUUAGAUUGCUUAUACACGCAAGAUGAAAAGGUUAUCGCGAAUUCAACUUCAUUGUUAAAUCCAUCUGAUGUUCUCAAACUUCUGGACUCCCUAGUAUCUAUGAUUCAGUCAAGUAGGGGUGCUGUGUUGGCUUGUGCCCUUCCAUGGCUAAGAAAUUUGCUUCUUCGGCAAGCCAGUUGUAUAAUGUCCCAGGAAUCUUCUCUGCUCACCCUCAACUCUCUAUAUCAGCUGAUUGAGUCUAGAGUUUCUACCUUCAGGUCAGCAGUCAAGCUAUCAAGUUGCCUAGAUUAUCUCUUUGUAGGGAUCUCUGAUGAUGUGGCUGAUGAGACGAGCACGAUAAAUCCCAUAGUUUAUGAGGAUAAGGAUGAAAGUGAUGAAGAGGAACCUGAAGAUGCUAUGGAAACUGAUGAAGAGAGUAAUGAAGAAGCCAUGGAAGCCAUUAACGGUUUUAGUGAUUUUGAAGAAAGCGAUGACUUAAGGGAAUGAGAUUAUAAUAGAAUCCAAUGCGGCAAAGCAACUUCCUUCUAAGGAAUUCUGAAUUUUUGGUCCUAACAAAGAAACAUGGGAUGAUACUGGAUUCAGGGUUGCAUACCAUCCAUUGCAGUGUCACAAUUUGAGAAUCUGAUUAUCAGUGAUUGAUUGCUUACUCCAAUGUAGCAAAUGUUGUAUUGCACAAGUAUGUGCUAAAAUUUUGACAUGUGGGUUUGAAAUUAUUGAAACAGUUCAUCAAUGUGAGCUUCUAAUUUAAACUU